AUGAAGACCCUGAUUGUUCUUGCCCUUCUGAUGGCCGCAGUAGCCGCCAUGCCGCAGUUUGGUUUUGGAGGACCAGGAUUUGGAGGACCUGGAUUUGGAAGACCAGGAUUUGGAGGACCUGGAUUUGGAGGACCUGGAUUCGGUGGUGGCUAUGGCGGCGGGCCAUAUGGUGGUUUUGGAGGCGGACCCUAUGGCGGUGGCUAUGGCGGCGGGCCGUAUGGUGGUUUCGGAGGCGGACCUUAUGGUGGCUUCGGAGGCGGCGGAAGACGCCACCACGGACAUCGUGGGGGUGGAGGUGGUGGAGGCGCUGCCUCGGCUGCCUCAUCGGCCAGUGCCGCAGCUGCAGGAGGUGGGGGUGGAGCUGCUUCUGCUUCAGCCUCUGCAUCUGCCUCAGCUAGCGGCGGUGGAGGCGGUUUCUACGGCUAA
Drosophila ananassae is the source of this 426-nucleotide messenger RNA. RefSeq names its product glycine-rich cell wall structural protein. Bases 1 to 426 code for a protein of 141 amino acids. NCBI's taxonomy places the organism in Eukaryota, Metazoa, Arthropoda, Insecta, Diptera, Drosophilidae. The record is from RefSeq and is a predicted model, not a curated record. The transcript has a single exon.